CGAACUGGUCAGGAAUCAGGCUGGACGUUGAUCCUCCAUGGUGCAUUCCGAGUGCAAGAGUUGAAUUUACUUGAAGCUCGCCUUCAUAAAAGGUAUUUUAUAGUUUUGUUUUCAUAGAAAUAACUGUUGGAAGAAUUGCUGAGUGCUAUUACAGGCAGUUAGUGACAAUUUUCUAUUCUAUCUCAUCAGUCGAGAAAGGAAACAAUAGCGGUAGCUUGUCGGACGAUUAUGGGUCAAGUGUUGUGAGAAGUGAACAUGUUCUAGAAUGAGUGUUCCUGAUGCACUUGUUACAUUAUUGGAAUAUAAUAUUACAGUCUACUAUAAAUUCUUCAGAACGGUGACGAUAAGAGUUUGAUUUACAACAGGGAAGCCCUGUAUAUGUAUAUGUUGAAGCUGGUACGAUAAUUUAAUUAAGAGGUUUGUCGAUCUCUCAGCUCAACUCAACUUUGCACACAAACUUUUAUCAACAGCCAGUGAAAGCACUGUGUGAAAAUGCCCGUCUCAGAAAAAAUUGGAAGAAGGAAUUGCAUUCCAAUCCUGCAUUGUCGAGGCACCUACUAUGAAGUUGGAUUUGAUGUGGGUCGUACGUUCAGCGGCCUCAUCAAGUCCUACUUGGAGGCAUCCAAUCAGCUGAAUAAGGUCUACCUACCACUAUACGAAACACAAGAGGGGCGAUCUGUCUAUGAGUCGACCUUGGCAUCAGUCAAGGAGAACUUUCCUCAAUAUGUGAGAGAGAUCGAAGGAACAGCCGAUGGAGCUAAAGUUCCAUUUCAUAAGUUAUUCCUGCUACACAUGGAUGAAAUCCUACCCAAUGUUUUGCAGAAGAAAGUUUCAGAGAACACAAAUGGCUGCUCUACAAUGUGCUGCAAUCAACCAGGACAGGAACUCCUGGGACACACAGAGGAUGCACUGUCAGAAGUUUUGAAUCACAUCUACUUUGUAUCGGCCCAUAUAAAAGAAGACAAGCCACAAGGUCGUUGGAAGGUCACCGAAGAAAAGUUCACAUCCCUGUGUUACGCUGGUUGUCUACCAGGGUUCACCAUGUCCUACAACCAUCAUGGACUAGUGUUCUCAGUCAACAUUAUCAGUGCCAGGACUUUGGUUGCUGGCAAAACACCGAGGAGUAUCCUGACCAGAGCACUGUUGGGUGCUGAAAAUAUGCUGCAAGCACAGCAGAUUCUGCGCGAUACAGGCUGCGGAGCGGGAGACGCUUUCAGCAUCAACAUGACUUUCUUGAAACAAGAUGGCGACAGACUUUUCCACAACGCUGAAGUUGCGCCAGCCGUCAACUCAAAUGAGUCACCAUUGAGUAUUCUCACUGCAUCACCAGGGGAAUUCAUAUUCCACUGUAACAGGUUUUUAAGACUGAAGAUUCCUGAAGUUGGAGGGAUGAUAGUGUCGAGCAGUGACGCGAGAGAGAGAGCGAUGCAGUGCAUUUGCAAUAAAGGUCCGAGUAACCUCAACGAUGUGGUCAAGGUGCUUGGAGACCAGUCAGCCACUGAGGAGUUCACAAUCUUCAGAGAGAGUGGCGACGACGACUUUGUCAAAACUGUAGCCGUCGGUAUCUUCGAUUGUGUGGCCAGAACAUGGAGUAUAUAUGCAGAUAAUCCAAAGACCAGUGAUCCCAUUGUUCAACUUCACAUACAAAUUAAAAAGUAAACGGUUCAAUAAACAAAAUUUUAUUUCAUCGUGAAAAGUUGGAUCCACCUCCUAAUAACAUCUCACAUGUUUUUAUGUGCAUAGAAUGUAUAAUAAUUUUAAAAUAAUAUAAUAAUAUAACUCAAGCGCAGGCCUCUAAGGGAAUAUUAUACUAGCCUAUUUGUUGUUCAUAUACGAUAUGACAAUAAUUUACAGUUAUUCAUCUGUUACAUUAACAAAUCUCGGACUCAAUCAAAAUACAGUUGAAAUUUCUAUUCACAUAGAGCAUAAUAUAACAGCCUUGUUCUACUCGGUUAACCUUGUCAGCAUUUUAUUUCGGCAAUGUAGAUUACGGUAGACUAUGUUUUUAAUUUUUAUUUUUGUAGCUUUAUAAUUUUUAUUCCAAUAAUUGAAUGAAAUAUAGAUUUUAAAUCAGACAAGUAAUAUGCUAUUUAUUGAAUAUAACUAUUCUUUGUUAUUAAGUACCAUAAUAAUUAUAUUUUUCCAUUGAAUGGGAUAUAUUCUCAUUAUAUAAAGAUUAUAUGUAAAAAGGUCCUGAUUUGGUAAUUGUUGAAAAAAGUAAUUGGUGUUUUAUACAGUGUGCAAUCAAUUGGAUAGUUGAUGUGAUAUUAGAUAGUAGGUCUUUAUUGAAGACUUUAGUUUUAAAAAACUUAUUCCAAACUAGCAAAUAUAAAACUUUUAACAAUCAUCACAGCUUAUACAAUCUAGGCUAGGCAUGUAUUAUUGUUCCACCUGUUGAAUGUACUUAUGGAAAAUAAAGUGUUCCAAAGAUUACA
Messenger RNA from Nilaparvata lugens (brown planthopper), 2435 nucleotides. RefSeq lists its product as uncharacterized. The transcript has 9 exons. The coding region runs from base 493 to 1659 and encodes 388 amino acids. The record is from RefSeq and is a predicted model, not a curated record. Lineage: Eukaryota; Metazoa; Arthropoda; Insecta; Hemiptera; Delphacidae.